AUGCCAACAAAAAAGGUUAAAUCAGCAAAGACAGCACGUGCAACAAGUGCAUCACCAAAACGUAAAGCUCGUGCUAAAAGUGCUGAUGUACGUUCAGAAGUUGAUGUAUUAUCACCAGCGGCUAUAAUCAAUGCCUAUUAUAUAUGCCAUAAUGUUGCUGAAUGUUUAGAUGCACGAGGGUUUCCAUGGCAAGGAGCUAAGAAAGGCAAAAAAAAGAAGAAAAAGAAGAAAUCGUGA
Molecule: messenger RNA, 237 nt
Organism: Rotaria sordida
Lineage: Eukaryota; Metazoa; Rotifera; Eurotatoria; Philodinida; Philodinidae
Source: the annotation of a GenBank genome assembly